UUAUCUUUAUAAAUUUUGACCAAAGGUUGCAUAAUGGUCAGAUUACAAAGAUUAACAAACACGUGUCCCGUCCGUUUUGGCAAGUUAAGCAACGUUGUUUUUUUAUUUUAGUCAACUCAAGUUAAGCAAACUAGACAUCUAUGGUCCCUUUUCCGUGUUUUCCGCCUUCCCCCUCAUUUUCUCCUUUCCCAAAAGACGCAUAAUGGUCAGAUUAACAAAACCUCAUAACCGUCCGAUCUGUCAAGUUAGACAUGAGUGGAUUUCUUUAUGUUAAGCAACUCGGGUUAUAUGCCCGUUUCGGUGUUUUCCUUUUGUCUUUUUCCUGUAAUUUUACAACCCCUACCCUCUCUCUCCAAUUUUUUCUUUCUCAAAAGACGCAGAAUGGUCAGAACAACAAAACUCCUACUCUCCGUUCUGGCAAGUCAAGCAACGUUCGUCUUUUUAAGUUAAGCACCUCGGAUUGA
Messenger RNA from Meloidogyne enterolobii, 464 nucleotides. The record is from the annotation of a GenBank genome assembly. NCBI's taxonomy places the organism in Eukaryota, Metazoa, Nematoda, Chromadorea, Rhabditida, Meloidogynidae.